Messenger RNA from Callorhinus ursinus (northern fur seal), 5821 nucleotides. The record is from RefSeq and is a predicted model, not a curated record. Lineage: Eukaryota; Metazoa; Chordata; Mammalia; Carnivora; Otariidae.
CAGCGUGCUCGUGUGGAUGCGCGCCCUGGCUCUCCGUAGACACAUGCUCCGGGGCUGCAAAGCCAGAAUCCGGGAGGCCUUUCUGUGUGCGCGGCUGCACAGGGAAUUACAAGAGCCCUGGUCUGUGGGCGCAGAAAUGGCAGUUUAUUUUUAGGUACCAAAUCAGUAUUUUCCAAAACAAAGUAUUCAGUGGGAACUGGGGUGGGGUGCUACCUUGUAGCUACGAAGCUCGUUCCUGCACGGCCUAAGAGGAGACCCCUACUCUCAGCUGUACUUCUGCAAUUAGAGAGUGUGCUGGGAAGGUCGGCUAGCCUCCGCAAACUCUCCUGAGAUGAGCCACACACGUACCACCUAUCCUUGCCAAAAUACAGUUGACCUUUGAACAACACUGGUUUGAAAUGCCCACCUUCACUUAUAUGUCUCUUUUCUUUCUUUUUUUUGUUUGUUUGUUUUGGCAGACGCACUGCAGGAUCCCAUAAGUGCCCUUUUUUCCCCCUCCCUUAGAAUUUUCUUCCUCACAUUUCCUCCUGUCCAGCUUCCUUCAUUGUAAGAAUAGAGCAUCCAGUGCUUAUAAUACACAAAAUAACGGGCAAAUGCCCCGUAAGUCUUCUGGACAACUGUGGGCUUUUCGCAGCUAUGUUUUGGGGGCCGUCAAAAGUUAUAAGCGGGUUUUUCAGUGUGUGGCAACCCUCACGUGGUUUCAGCAUCAACUGUGCUUUUGAAUUCCUCUGGCUACCCACUAACGGUGGGGGGGGGCCCCUUCGGGCCACACUUGGAGAACCUCAGCUCUGAGUAGGAAGAGCACAUUUUUCAGUGAGCUCCCCGCCACCCCCCGCCAGAAGCCUCCACCCAGGGAAAUGAAUCUUUGUUUUACUUGAGCAAGCCUUUAACUUGUCUGAGAACACUGGAAUUUGUUUGUUUGUUUGUUUUUUUAACAUACUUAUAUACAUUAGAAGUGAAUGCCGGGUAAGAACCAGCAAGCUUGGAGGGGCUUAGGGACAGGGAAGUCAACACGUGGCCUUUUCAGUUAGCUUGUAUACUGAGGGACGAUGAGAAACCAGUCAAAACCCGUGGAGCACUGUCACUUACACGUAACCCCGCGAUGUCGCUCUGAGCCGGGUUUUGUCACCUGCCUAGGAGCCCCGUUCCGGGAGCUCCCCGGUCAAUCUGGGAAAGGAAUUUAGCCUUGGAGGUGGUGUCCCUGCACGGGCACACCAAAACGCGUGUUUGCAAAACUUGUUUGUGGUGUGUCGACAUGGAUGGCUGGACCUGUUCUUUCUACCUGUUGAUUUAAAACAAACAAAAUUGUGGAAAUACAAAGUACUUGUGAAGUCACGUGCCUGCCAGACUGUGUGUUCCAGAAGAGGAUCCUUAUAUAGAAGGAUGAACGUUUGCUUGCUGGCCCUCCACGAGCCCCAGCCUGUCUGUCAUCUUAGAAAUGACUUUAGAUACUGGUGGGAGCGCGUCCCCGCCCUGGGUCUGCUGGUGGCCCACAUCGCAAGCGGCAAACCCACUGCUUUGCCUUUUAAAGCUUUUCUGAUCAGCUCCUCGCUGCACUGGGUGUUUGGACGCGAGCCACUGAACUUUGCCCUGGGCCUGGAGCUAAACAGUAACAAAGACCCAGUUCCCAUUUCCGGUUGGGAGUAACUUGACUUUUUUUUUUUUUUUUCUGAGCACUGUGACCAGGAAGAUGGGCUUGGACCUUUUCGGGAAGGGGAAUGCAUGUGGCAGGCAGGACCUCUCAGGACCCCCGGGGAGGGGCUUGGAGACUGUCCCCCAGAGGUGCCCGAACCACCUGCCAAGGAUGAGCGGGGAAAGCCUGCCUCGAAGAAACCUUUACUGGUGACUGUGACCAACGCCAUUGUGGGCCGAGCGGUACAGAUGGUGGCGGCAGGCGGCCCUGCCCAGGGGCCUUCCAGGGGCUCGCCGGAAACAUCCCCUGCUCGUCGCCUGCUUUCCUGGGGGCCCCCAGAGAUCCUGACGUAAGUGUGCACCCAAGGAGAGCAAGGCCCAGCCAGUGGUGCCUCCAUAAGAAUCCGUUUAGUUGGGGAUUCCUUGUUCCUUGUGUGUGUGGCAUGUAGCUCAGGGUCUCGUGACCUCGUUCAGCUAAAUUAGUGAUAAUUAUUAAAACCGUGAUAAUAAUGCCAUAGGAAGACCUGAUACCGCCGAAUUGUGCUGCCGGGGUAGGAUGGACCCGCUCAUACUCCAGAGCCAGCAUGCAGCGCUUUGGUUCCUUCCCCGGUCCCUCGACGGCCGUUCCUUGUCCAGGUGCCCGAUCCUGACUGGACUGCAGAACGUGCAGCUUGGGGUCUCCUCUUUCUGCAAGCCAUGGCUGUGUUGGAUUCCCUCCACUGUCCUGCAGAUCCUGGGCCUCGUCUCUUUGCUUCCUACGUACAGUUGCCCACAGAACAGUGUCCUCCAACCAGCCCAGCAGGUGCGCAGGAAUGAGUGGAGGCCCCGCAGGCGGGCCGCGGCGCAGAAGCCAUGGAGGCGAAAGGCCUGGACCCGUCCCAGACAGACCUCAAGUUAGUGGCCCACCCACGCGCCAAGAGCAAAGUAUGGAAGUACUUUGGCUUCGACACCAACGCCGAGGGCUGCAUCCUGCAGUGGAAGAAGAUCUACUGUCGCAUCUGCAUGGCCCAGAUCGCCUACUCCGGCAACACCUCCAACCUCUCCUAUCACCUGGAGAAGAAUCACCCCGACGAGUUCUGUGAGUUCGUCAAGAGCAACACGGAGCAGAUGCGCGAGGCCUUUGCCACCGCCUUCUCCAAGCUGAAGCCCGAGGCGUCGCAGCUGACCCCACCGGACACGCUGGCCACCAAGGCUGGCCACGGCCACGAGAGCAAGCGGCAGCAGGAGCUCACGGCCGCUGUCAUCGGCCUCAUCUGUGAGGGCCUGUACCCCGCGUCCAUCGUGGACGAGCCCACGUUCAAGGUGCUGCUGAAGACGGCCGACCCCCGGUACGAGCUGCCCAGCAGGAAAUUCCUCUGCAGCAAGGCCAUCCCCGAGAAGUACGGCGCUGUCCGUGAGGCCGUCCUCAAGGAGCUCAGCGACGCAUCCUGGUGCGGCAUCUCCACGGACAUGUGGCGGAGCGAGAACCAGAACCGUGCCUAUGUCACGCUGGCCGCCCACUUCCUGGGCGGUGGGGCCCCCGGCUGCCUGUCCGUGGGCUCCCGCUGCCUGAAGACCUUCGAGGUCCCCGAGGACAACACGGCCGAGUCCAUCACCAGGGUCCUGUACGAGGCCUUCAUCGAGUGGGGCAUCAGCGCCAAGGUGUUCGGGGCCACCACGGACUGUGGCAAGGACAUCGUGAAGGCGUGCUCCCUGCUGGACAUCUCGGUGCAGAUGCCCUGCCUGGGGCACACAUUCAACGCGGGCAUCCAGCAGGCCCUGCAGCUGCCCAAGCUCGCCGGGCUGUUGGCCCGCUGCCGCAAGCUGGUGGAGUACUUCCAGCAGUCGACCGUGGCCAUGUACAUGCUGUAUGAGAAGCAGAAGCAGCAGAACAUGGCGCACUGCAUGUUGGUGAGCAACCGCGUGUCCUGGUGGGGCAGCACGCUGGCCAUGCUCCAGCGCCUCAAGGAGCAGCAGUUUGUCAUCGCGGGCGUGCUGGUGGAGGACAGCAACAACCACCACCUGAUGCUGGAGGCCGCCGAGUGGGCCACCAUUGAGGGGCUGGUGGAGCUGCUGCAGCCCUUCAAGCAGGUGGCCGAGAUGCUCUCCGCCUCCAAGUACCCCACCAUCAGCAUGGUGAAGCCCCUGCUGCACAUGCUGCUCAACACCACGCUCAACAUCAAGGAGACCGACUGCAAGGAGCUCAGCAUGGCCAAGGAGGUCAUCGCCAAGGAGCUGUCCAAGACCUACCAGGAGGCGCCCGAGAUCGACAUGUUCCUGAACGUGGCCACCUUCCUGGACCCGCGCUACAAGCGCCUGCCCUUCCUGUCUGCCUUCGAGAGGCAGCAGGUGGAGAACAGGGUGGUGGAGGAGGCCAAGGGCCUGCUGGACAAGGUCAAGGACGGCGGCGGCGGCUACCGGACGGCCGAGGAGAAGAUGUACGCGCUGCCCGAGGAGCCCCCGGUGAAAAAGCUGGUGCUGGCGUCCACGCCGCCGCCCACCAGCGUCAUCAACAGCAUGCUGGCCGAGAUCUUCUGCCAGACGGGGGGCGUGGAGGACCAGGAGGAGUGGCACGCGCAGGUGGUGGAGGAGCUUAGCAACUUCAAGUCGCAGAAGGUGCUGGGCCUCAACGAGGACCCCCUCAAGUGGUGGUCCGACCGCCUGGCGCUCUUCCCCGUGCUGCCCAAGGUGCUGCAGAAAUACUGGUGCGUGGCGGCCACGCGCGUCUUCCCGGAGCGACUCUUUGGCUCCUCCGCCAACGUGGUCAGCGCCAAGAGGAACCGACUGGCGCCGGCGCACGUGGACGAGCAGAUCUUCCUGUACGAGAACGCGCGCAGCGGCACCGAGGCCGAGCCCGAGGACGAGGACGAGGGCGAAUGGGGCCUGGACCACGAGCAGGUAUUCCCCCUAGGGGACGCCGUGCACGCCGGCUUCUUUGGCAUCAGGGACGGCGGCUUCGUGUAGGUGCCGGCGGGCUGGGGGUGGGGUCACCGUGGCGCUGGACCCCGCGGAUGUUCCGCUGUAAAUACCCACGGCCUGCGUGCGUGUGCGUGGGUGGCCGGGCCGAGGAGAGCAAAGGCACAGGAGGGAAACAUGGGGCUGCUGUGCGCGUCUUUCUUCGGGGAGCCCAGUCUCAUCGUCGCAAAGUGGCAGAAAUCGACAGAGAAAGUUCUGGAAGUCCCCACGCGCACCUGCUGGCUGCCGGUUGCAGAUAACGAACUCCUGGAGCAGCGCACGGCCAGCAGGGACGGACGGUCGGAGGGAGGGAGCCCCGUUCGCUUCCUACAUACAUUAAUUCCACCCCCAAGGCCGUCCUGUUCUCCGCGGGAUGGUUUGCGAUAAACCCCAGAAAAACAUCCAAACUCCCACAUCCUUCCCGGCCCACACGCCCUCGCUAGGCCUUCCCGGACCUGUUGCGCACAGGAGCUCGUGUUUACUGCCCAGCGGAAGCACACACCUUGCCUUCGGCACGGCCGGGGGCACCCCUCUCCGGCCCUCGCGCCCCGUGUGGGAGACGCACAAGCUUUGGGUUUGGUGCAAAGCAUGAAAAGGGCAAUAGGGCGCGGGCCGUGGGGACAACGCAGGCAAAGUAUUGGACGCGCUGUGUCUUCUGCCUUUUGUCGCCUCGCUGCAUUUCGCUCUGUGCACAUGGUCCUGGUGACCCUGAGGCGCUUGGGUCCUAUCCGUGCGCGUGGGUGUGCGCCCGUGUCCCAUGCUUAAAAGGGGCCCUUUCCCCAAGAUGACCACCAGGCCCCCCGCCCUCGGGAGCCCCGCUUUCCAAAAUUACCAGGGGCCCAAGUGUGCCGAGGGUGAUUUCAAUUUCUCCACGGGGCCACGGACGCUUGCGUUUUGUCUUUUCAACACCGCACCGCGGGGGCCCGCUGAUUUUUUUUAAAAAACGGACCAUGGGACAUUUUGGCCUUGAUUUCGGGGUCGCUCCGGCUGUUCGCAGAAACCCGAGACGCUGGCGACGUUCUGCGUGGCUGAGCACCUCCGAGAGCAUCAUGGACAUUUAAGGAGGCGGAUAUGUCCCUUUCCUCGGGAGGGUGACCCCUCCCCCGCUGGUGUGGAUGAGAGGAGGGACUUGUAUCUUGACGCAUCCGACUGGGUUUGAGCCUUCCUCAUGGGAUGGAUGCUUUUUUUUUUCUUCUUAUUUAACGCUUUCAAAUUUGACUCUUGUUCAAUAAACCCAAGAAACAGAUGAGCUCCU